Ananas comosus (pineapple) is the source of this 3970-nucleotide messenger RNA. RefSeq names its product putative disease resistance protein RGA4. Lineage: Eukaryota; Viridiplantae; Streptophyta; Magnoliopsida; Poales; Bromeliaceae. Bases 46 to 3780 code for a protein of 1244 amino acids. Gene Ontology annotation, biological process: defense response to other organism. The transcript is spliced from 3 exons. Gene Ontology annotation, molecular function: ADP binding. The record is from RefSeq and is a predicted model, not a curated record.
UCUGUUUCUUCCUUCUCUCCCUUCCUUGAACGCUUUGGAUCGAACAUGGACUUAGCUUUCAUUGAACAAUCGUUGGCGUCUGCGAUCAUCCAGAAUCUCGUGGACACGGGCUUGUCCUGUCUCAAGGCGUACCACGGCCGGAGAGGCAUGAAAGAUGAGCUGGAGAGAGUGCAGCAGGCCCUUCCGCAGAUCCAGUCGGUUUUGAUUGCGGUCGAGGGGCCUCCGGUGAGCGCCGAACCCGACAAAGCGCUCGAACCGUGGCUGUGGCAGCUGAGAGACGUUGUGGAGAAGGCGGAGGACGUGCUCGACGAGUUGGAGUACUACAAGCUGAAGACGACUAUAGAGGCUCGAGAUGGCGAGGUAGGUGGCAUCAUACAAAAAUGCAAGAGAAAGUUUUCUGAUAUUGUUCAAAUCUUUAGUGAUGACACGCUGAAACGGUUGAGGGAGGCCGUCAAGGGGUUAGAUAGCUUUGUUGCGAGUAUGGAGCCUCUCCUUCAGCUUGUUAUAGGCUUACAUGGUCAUAGUGUUAAGCAUCAGAUGUUGGAAGGGAUCAGGAAUGCGCGCGAGACUAGCUCCUUGUUAACCGAAAGUGAGGUGCUCGGACGAGACAAGGAGCGGAACUUGAUUGUUACAUGGUUGACCAAACCUGCACCUAGCGGUGAUCAAUCUGUAGCGAUUACCGCCAAUGUUUCUGCAUUUACAAUAGUCGGCAUUGGCGGGCUAGGGAAGACCACUCUCGCUCAACUCAUUUACCGCGACCAAGAAGUGCAACAAUUCUUCAACCCUAUUAUAUGGGUUUGUGUCUCUCAAAGCUUCGACGCAGCUGUACUAACAAGAAAGAUGUUAGAUACCAUAACUAAGGAGAAUCUCGGCGACAAGAGUCUGAAUGCGCUGCAUGAGAUCCUAAAGGGGAAACUAUCCUCGAAGAGAUUUUUGGUCAUAUUAGAUGAUGUUUGGAACGAUGAGGAAAGGACGGAGUGGGAGAAACUAAUUGCUCCUUUAAAGUUUGGACGAAGCGGGAGUAAGAUCUUGUUGACGACUCGAAUGGAUUCAGUGGCGGACAUGGCGGCAAAGGUGAUGGAAUGUCAAAAAGAGUCUCUAUAUCUAACCGGUUUGGAAGAGCAUGACUAUAUGUUGCUUUUCAAUAAGCAUGCAUUUUUUGGUCUGAACCCAAAUGACUAUAGGAACCUACAGUUGAUUGGUGAGCAAAUAGCGAAGAAGCUUGGAGGGUGCCCAUUGCUCGCAAAAGUUAUGGGUGGAUUAUUAAACUCCUGUAUGGAUGAUGACCACUGGAAAAGAAUCUCCAAAGAAGAUAUUCUGAAUUUACAGCAAAGUAAAGAUAACAUCAUGACUGUUUUACGAUUCAGUUAUCACCAUUUGCCCGCAAACUUGCAACUUUGCUUUAGAUACUGCAGUAUCUUUUCUCAGGACUAUGAGUUUACAAAAGAUGAGCUGGUUCAUGUGUGGAUCGGUUCGGGGUUGAUUCGACAGUCUACAGACGGAAAGCGGAGGCCCGAAGAUAUUGGAUCGGAGUAUCUGAAUCUUCUGACAAGAAAAUCGUUUUUUGAUCGCAGGUCAAGAGACAAUUUCGGCGAAUGUUUCGAAUAUUAUACCAUGCAUGAUCUGCUUCAUGAUCUGGCGCGACAUGUUUCUCACGGGGAAUGUUUGAGAAUCAAAGGUGAUGUUUCAGAAAAUUUCAUUCCGAAAACUGUUCGUUACUUAUCUAUCAAAGCUGUAAAUCAUCUAGCCAUUCAAAAGAUCUCCCAUCUCCAGAACUUGCGAACGCUUUUCAUAUCAAUCAAGGAGGAUCACGAGCCUUAUCCCGAUCACGCACUUGUACUCAAUGAGUUUCUCAAAGGAUUCAAAAGCUUACGUCUGUUGAGCAUUUCGACGAAUCGCUUAUUUAAACUUCGUGACGCAUUUAGUAGCUUGAUACACCUCCGCUACCUCUCUCUUUACCAGGAUAAGUCCUUUUCUGAAGAUUUGUUAGAGUGGUUUCCUCGAUCUGCAUAUCAACUUUAUCACCUGGAAGUAAUGAAAUUCUCAGCACCUUUUCCAGAAACUUUUGAGGAGAUCGAAUUUGACGGAAUAAGUAACUUGGUUAACUUGCGCCGACUAGAAAUUCCUCGUGAAAUGAUGACAAAUAUUCCCUCGAUCGGGAAGCUAUCUUCUAUGCUGAAGUUAGACUAUUUUUACGUCCGCGAGGAGAGUGGUUACAAAAUAGGUGAACUGAAGGACCUAAAAGACCUCCGCCGUCUACGUGUUAGGGAUCUUCAAAAUGUGAGUAGUUUCGAAGAGGCCAUAGAGGCGAGGUUAAAUGAGAAAGAAUGUCUCAAUUCGCUGUCAUUAGAAUGGUCCAUAGAUCAGUCUUGUACUCCCGAGGCGGACGAACAACUCCUUGAUAGCUUAAGUCCGCAUAGCAACCUUAAGAAUUUGAAAGUUAAAGGAUACAAAGGUGUUAAAUCUCCGUAUUGGAUGGCGAACGUCUCUUUCUCGAAUCUGACGUCCGUCAAGCUGAUCAAAUGUGGAAGAUGGGAACACCUCCCGCCUCUCGGGCAGCUGCCUUCCCUCAACUACCUUAAACUAUGCGGUUUGCAAGAACUGAAGCAGGUAACCGCCGCAUUCUACGGGAGUAGCAUUGUUUGCACCUUUCCAACAUUGAAGGAGCUAAUUUUUCAGAACAUGCCAAAUUGGGAAGAGUGGGUUGGAACAGAGAACAGAUGCAUGUUCCCCAAACUUCAUAAGAUGGUUAUUAGACGUUGUCCGAAUUUGAGAGCAUUGCCUAAUUUGUCUGCUAUCGUAACACGGUGUGAUGUUGUAAAUGCCGAAGCGGCUACUUCUUCUUCUGCAGAACAUCAGAAUCGUAAAAACAACAAUCAGCACGAACAAUUCCAGGCUCUUGAGGACCUAACCAUUACAGAAUGUGAAAGUCUCACCGAUCUUCCGACGAAAUGGUUUGAGCGACUUGAAUCCCUCAAAACCUUGAACAUAUCCAAGUGCUCGAAUCUGAUAACACACAGGAUCUCAAACACUCAACUGUCGCGGUCUACACUCUGUAAACUCACUAUCGGGUCGUGCGGUAACCUCGAGAUGUUAUUAUUCCAGGCGUUGUCGAAUUCGACUUCUCUCACGGAAUUGAAUUUAAAUGGUUGUGCAAGCAUAACAUCCCUCCCCGCGGAACAAGAGUGUGCGAGAUUGACGUCGCUGUCCCAUCUAGAGAUAUGGAACUGCAAGGAGCUAACAUCCCUCGGCGGAAUACAAGCUCUUUCUUCGCUCAGAGUGUUGAAAAUCGGCGGUUGUGACAAGCUCGUCGCGGGUUCCUCAUCGUACCCUCGGUCGGCCACGAACUUCAACCAAAAGGAGCCGGCCGUGAGCUCCUUUUUAAAGCUUGGCACCGUCGUAAUUGAUCACCGUGCACUCCUUCUCAUGGAGCCUCUACGAAGCCUCACUUUCGUCGUAAGUUUGACGUUCCUCGAUACCUGCGAACUCACUUCCUUACCCGAGCAAUGGCUGCUGCAAAACCGCAACCAUCUCCGACACUUGGAGAUAUAUAAUGCGGCUUCUCUUCAAUCCUUACCGCAAAGCAUGCAAAACCUGCGUUCUCUUCGAGAUUUGGUCGCAUACGAUGCGUUUCUAAUCCAAUCGCUUCCGGAGCUGCCCCCGUCGCUGAGUUCUCUCGAAAUCACCAAUUGUCACCCUGCGUUAAAGCAGCGGUGCCGAAAGCAUACCGGCGUCGAUUGGCCCAAGAUCGCAAACAUUCCCGACGUGACUAUAUUUUAGAAAAUCGACGAAAGCGGGGGCGUCUAAUGACAUGACAUGAUCAGUUUACCUGAAUCUUUCACAUUCUCAAGAGAAUUUUGCACCAUCUAUCAUGUAGAUAUAUGGCUCCUUAAUUUGUUGCACCAUUAUGCUGAUUGUGUUACACUUAGCUCUAGAUCAAAGUUUAAUCAAUUAAAUUAAUUGCAUGGCA